UUUCGCAUCCAACCAGCAUUUUUUUCUUUUGCAAAACAGUCUUGCCACAUCCACCACCCAGACACAAAAACCAUGCCACUUUUUCAUCCCGUUGACGCCACCGUGAAUCUCCUCAACAAGGCCUCGGAACUGCUGCCGGGCAUUGGCAAGCAGGAGACAACCACAACGGACGACGCGCAGCAACCUUCCGAAAUUGGCGAAAGCGAAACAACAACGGACAAGGUGUCAGAGCGCAGUGAAAAGUCCGUCAAGCAGGACAAGAACGAGCAGCAACUCGACGAUGCCGAAGACAAGAAGACCGCUGACCAGGAAGCCGAAGGUCAGGACGCGACGGCCGGCGAGGACCAGGAGGGGCAGCAGCAGGAGCAUUUGCUGAGCCACGGCAAGGUCUCGAUCAACGCCGCCACCCUCAAACAUACACUUUUGCACCCACUCGAGGUCUUGUCGGACAUCAAGACGACGAUCGACGAAGGCGCAUCGUACAUCCAGCAGCAAUACUUGUCCGGAGGCAACAACGAAGAGGAAAUGCAGGAGGAAGAGGAGAAGGACAAGGACUUGGGUGACAAGGACACCAACGACAAGUGGGUUGAUCGCCAGCUCCACUCCAAGGAUGCCAAGGCCACUGACUUUGAGAGUACGGAAGACAAGAAGCAAGCCGAGUCAUCGACCAAGAAGAACGCCGACCUGGUCGAAAGCCUGCAUGCCAAGAUUGACGAGCAAAAGCAGCGUCGCACGGCGCGCACAUCCACAGAAGGCACCGACGAGGCCGAAGCCGACACCCACAAGGAGGAUGCCGAGCAGCGCAGGCAGCGCAUCAAGGAGCUCGAAGCCCAGCGUCUCGAGCAGAUUCGCUCCGAGAUGAAGAAGCACAAGGAGCUCCGCCAGCAAGAAGAGGAGCAAGAGGAGGCCAACAAGCAAGCCUCCUGGAAGGCACAGCAAGAGCAUGCGUGGAGCGAGAGCCGGAUGCAAGACGCCGAUGCCAAAGAGAUGGCCAAGGAAGAGCACAUUGAGCAGACCCGCCAAGACCUUGAGCCUCGCAAGCAAAAGACCGCGCCGGACUACAAGCAUCCUCGUUCGCAGACGUCCGACAUGCCCCCGCAACACGGCUACGAUCUCGUGCUCCAGGAUAUCAAGUCGCACGGCAAGCACCACGAGCCUGCCGGCACCACCCCUGCCGACCAGCUUGGCGUCCGCGAGAAGGCGAUCGAGCAGGCGCAAGUGUCUGGCCCUGCCAUCGACACGGUUGACCGCCCAUUCGAGACGGGUGCCGAGUUGCACCAGCGCGAGGCGCAUGACGAGCGUCCAGUCGUUGAGAAGGCGAAGGAGCUCGGACACGCAAAUGUCGUGAUGGAUGCCCCUCAGCAAGGCAAGCAUGCUGUCAUUGAGGAGCUGCCCUUCCCAAGUGAUGUGCUCCAAAACCGCCACAAGGCCAAGAACGAACGCCGCCAGUAGGUCGGUGCGAUCGUCCGUUCUUUCUACAAAAGCAAAUCUGUUGUUUUGACAAACAAUGUGAAGCAUGAUGCCUUAGCUUUUUGUCGUGCUUGAUGCUUCUUGCCUCCUGUGAUUGCAAGCAAAGUUCUGCAGCUUUGUCGCAUGUUGUGAAUGUCGAAUGUUGUUUCAAUGUCAUAAAGAAAGCCAGCCGCUUCUUUGGGUUUCUCAUCAA
Molecule: messenger RNA, 1663 nt
Organism: Capsaspora owczarzaki ATCC 30864
Lineage: Eukaryota; Filasterea; Ministeriida; Capsasporidae
Exons: 1
Coding region: 73-1452 (459 amino acids)
Source: RefSeq, a predicted model, not a curated record